AUGAUCUACUUUAUUCUACUUUCAUGGUGGAUUUUGCAUCAUAUCUAUGUUUACUGGAGUGCAUCCCCCCCAAAAAAUCACAUCCCAAGAGGGGUUUUGAGAGCCGGGGGCGAGGCCUAUCGCCUCUAUUGCUUCAACACCGGAACCUGGCCGGUUGAGGUCUACUUUGUGGACGAUCCCACUAAGAAGCACCUGCCAUCCUUGCUCCCAGAGCUAGCAGUGCACACGUCCUUCUUCGUGCCGCUGUCCUUUGGUUCAGGUGACGCUGGUAGUGGCAAUGCGACCUUUCAACACCUGUGCAUUGAUGAUCUCUACAGUGGUCACCUGAAUGCGCUGACGCCUCAACACUUUGAAUGGAACUGGUCAGUGCAGGGCCCCAACAAGGACGGGACGUUCCGGGACGGUUGGUGCAGGUGA
Messenger RNA from Cladocopium goreaui, 417 nucleotides. The record is from the annotation of a GenBank genome assembly. NCBI's taxonomy places the organism in Eukaryota, Dinophyceae, Suessiales, Symbiodiniaceae.